Molecule: messenger RNA, 1408 nt
Organism: Xenopus laevis (African clawed frog)
Lineage: Eukaryota; Metazoa; Chordata; Amphibia; Anura; Pipidae
Gene: stx10.S
Source: RefSeq, marked predicted
GAGAGUUUUGAGUGUAGUGGAGAGGGCGAGCCUGGGGGUCGGAGUGACAGCAAAGCGUUGCUAGGAGACAUUUAUUGCUUAUUAUUAGGGGAACAAGAUCUAUAGGAAACAGGGAGCAGGAAUGAGAUGCACGUGUCUAUAUAAACUGAGACUAUAGACUGGGGAGCGAGAAACAGAACUAGAGAUGGCACAGACUGGCUGCAGCCUCCCUCUCUGAGCUUCAAUUCAGCUUCUACUGAAGGACACUGAGUGCACAGUGUGGCCAUUAUGUAACUACAACUCACACACACAGCAUUGUUUAACUACAACUCACACACACAGCAUUGUUUAACUACAACUCACACACAGCAUUGUGUAUCUACAACUCACACACACAGCAUUGUAUAGACAUAGAAGGGGGGAAAAGAAGCCAAAAGAGAAAGAAAAGCCAAAAUGUCUCUGGACGAUCCAUUCUCAGUGGUGAGAGGAGAGGUACAGAAGGCUCUGAACACCAGCCGGGGUUUGUACCAGCGAUGGAGUGAACUCCUCCAAGAAAGCCAAGUUUCCAGUGCUGAAGAGUUCGACUGGACAACGAACGAGUUGCGGAAUUCCUUGCGCAGCAUUGAAUGGGACCUGGAGGAUCUGGAAGAAACCAUCAGCAUUGUGGAAUCAAACCCACGAAAAUUCAAGAUCACAGGGGCGGAGCUCAGCGAGAGGCGGGGUUUUGUGGAGCAGACGCGGAAUUCUGUAAAGGAGAUGAGAGAUCACAUCUCCAGCCCGAGAUCUGUGGCUUUCACUGAGCGAAAAAACAGAGAGGUGCUACUUGGUGCUGCCCAACAGCCCAGAACUGAUCGAUUUUCGCGCCUGGAUGAAGAAAUCAUAUCUGGGAACUCUCGCUACAUGGAGGAGCAACAAGCACAGCAGCAGCUGAUUAUUGAUGGGCAGGACGCGGAGCUGGAGAUGGUGUCUGGGAGUAUACGGGUUCUUAAAGACAUGUCUUCCCGGAUUGGAGAUGAAUUGGAGGAGCAGACUGUGAUGCUCGACGACUUCACCCAUGAGAUGGAUAACACCCGCACUCGAGUGGACUCCGUGUUCAAGAGAAUGGCCAAAGUCUCGCACAUAUCUAAUGAUCGCCGGCAGUGGUGCGUCAUUAUCACGCUGCUCCUCGCUCUUAUUAUUAUUCUGGUUCUGAUAUUUGUGCCAUGAAAUGUGCUGAACCUCCAAUCCCAGAGAAGCCCAGAGCCCAGUUGUACCGGUGAUUGUGUUAAGACUGCGCCAUGUUCUGCUGCAGACAGCGCCACCCUGUGGAUCAUUUUAGGGACGUUGCACAAGUAUAAGGUCAAUUUGUUCUGUUUUUAGGCACAGGGGCCGGCGCACUGCAGCUUUUUUACCUGCCAAGCACAAGAGAAAUAAAAUAUUUUGUAUCUGU